Molecule: messenger RNA, 2283 nt
Organism: Diospyros lotus (date-plum)
Lineage: Eukaryota; Viridiplantae; Streptophyta; Magnoliopsida; Ericales; Ebenaceae
Product: rhodanese-like domain-containing protein 6
Exons: 9
Coding region: 112-1950 (612 amino acids)
Source: RefSeq, a predicted model, not a curated record
UCAAUCCAGAGCCAUCAUUUCUCUUUCCUUUCCCGGUAAUUUUUGUAUAACCGUCACCGCCCCGGCCCCGACCAGUCUAGGGCUUCGGAGAUCCUUUCCACUCUAUCUGCAAUGGCGGCCUGUCACACAGAAGAAGAAGAGUCGGAAUACGGGGUCCUAUUGUACUACAAGUACACGGCUGUUCCGGAUCUCGACAAUCUCUUAUCCUUCUACGACUCCAACUGCCGCUCUCUUGCCCUCCUUGGCCGCGUUCGCCUCUCUCCUUCCGGCGUUAACGUCACCGUUGGCGGUAAGCUAUCAUCGCUGGAGAGGCACAUAGCCGCUGUCAGCUCGAAUGGGUUGUUCGAGGGUACUGACUUCAAGCUCGCGUCUUGUCAUCAGCCGUCCAAUAACAGGGUUGCCAGGGAAUGUGGAUUCACUUCUUUGUCAAUCCGAAUCGUCAAGGAAUUGGUUACCUUCAGUUGUCAUCCUUUUCUGAAAUCUCCAGAAGUUUCCAAUGCUGGGAGGCAUCUUUUGGCAUCUGAGUUCCACUCUGUUCUUCAGCAUGCUGGAAAAAAUCUAGAGAAAGAGAGACCAGGAGACCAUAAAAGCUUUGUUCUUUUGGAUGCAAGGAAUUUAUAUGAGACUAGGAUUGGAAAAUUCUGUGCACCAAAUGUUGAAAUUUUGGAUCCCAAAAUUCGGCAGUAUAGUGAUCUCCACUCCUGGAUAGAUAAAAACUCUGAGCAAUUGCGUGGCAAAUCUGUCCUCAUGUAUUGUACUGGCGGAAUUAGAUGUGAGAUGGCAUCAGCGUAUAUUAGAUCUCAAGGUGAUGGUUUUGAGAAUGUCUUUCAGUUAUUUGGUGGGAUUCAGCGUUAUUUGGAACAAUUUCCAGAUGGUGGAUUUUUCACUGGAAAGAACUUUGUUUUUGACCACAGGGUUUCAGUUGGAAGUUCAGACACAAAAGUUCUAGGCACCUGCCUUUUCUGUAAUUCUCAAUUUGAUGAUUAUUCUUCACGGAGUCGAUGUACUUUCUGUAGAAUGCUUGUUUUAGUCUGCUAUAGUUGCCAGAGGAAAGGUUUGCAAUACGUUUGUGAGCUGUGCCAAAAGAAUGGUAAAAUUGUUGGCCCAUUACCACUAAUUGAAGAGGAUGGAUCAAAAGAAUUGUCCGUACCAGUUGCACCCAAGGUUAUUCCCACCUCAGGUCACUCCGCAUUAUCACCUUUGCUCCCUUGGAGACAUGGUACCAGGCCUUUAAGAAAACUCAGGCUUUUGUGCUUGCAUGGUUUCCGGCAGAAUGCCUCUGGUUUUAAAGGGCGAACAGCAUCAUUAGCCAAGAAACUCAAAGACAUUGCUGAGCUUGUUUUUGUCAAUGCACCUCAUGAGUUACCAUUCAUUUAUCAACCAUUUGGUGGAUCAUCUUCAGUGGCAGAAAGUCAUCCCCUGCCAUCAAAGAGCUGCAACAAGAAGUUCGCAUGGUUUAUUGCCCCUAAUUCAAGUGGGAAGAGCAAUGCUGACUGGACAAUGGCAGAUGGUCCAUUUGAUCCUCAGCAGUACCUGCAGCAGACUGAGGGGUUUGAUGCAGCAUUAGAAUAUUUGAAGAAUGUAUUUUCACAAGCAGGUCCAUUUGAUGGGAUAUUAGGAUUUUCACAAGGAGCUGCAAUGGCAGCUUUGAUCUGUGCACAUCAAAAAUUGCUGAAGGGUCAAAUAGAUUUCAGAUUUGUUAUUUUGUGCUCUGGAUUUGCUCUUAAAUUAGCAGAUCAUGAGGAAGGAAUCAUCCGCUGCCCUUCUCUUCAUAUUUUUGGCAGUGAUCGAGGUAAUGACAAGCAGAUAAAUAACCUAGCCAGCAGAGAGCUUGCGUCUUUGUUUCAUGAUGGUUGUUCAGUAGUUAUUGAACAUGAGUUUGGUCAUAUAAUUCCCACGCGAUCUCCGUAUAUUGAUGAGAUCAAAGAGUUUCUUCAUCAGUUUCUUUGAGUUGGACUUUCCAGGUGUUUUGAUGAGUUGCAUGAGCCCUUGUCACUGCAUUAAUAAGUAUGGUGAAUUCGGCUUGCAGCGGUUCACUAAUCCAAACUUGGUGCCCUGCUCUCUUCAAUGUUAGCUUUGUUAUUCUGGCGAGUUGUGUGUGUUUAUUGGGGGUGUGCUUUGCAAGUGUCAAAUAUUGACAUGCAAUUGCCUCCUUGGGAUGGCUAGUGUAGGAUUUUGAAAGAUUCAGUCGUAAUAUCGAAUACUGCCAAAAUGUGCCUUGUAGCUGAAUACAAUUAGCUUCUGAAUUCUAAUAGAUGUUUGUACUUGUGUUCUACUUGUUAA